AAAUCCUUAGCCAUGGUACAAAGAGUCAGCCCCCAUAAGAACCAAGUCAUUGAUGUGAAGUUCUUUUUUUCCCUCGACAUUCUAGCAGCUGUCAUUACAUUUGCUGGGGAAUUCUCGACGAGAUUUUACUUGUCCUCCCAUGCUGUUCUUUCUGUGGUUUCCUUGUUUCUUUUUGCGAUCCGGUUCCAGAUGGCUCAACAGUGCUUCCAAAAUGAAUAUUUUGACAGAUUGCUGAAUGCUUGCAAACCGUGUCACCUUCGAUGCCCUAAUACCCCUCCUCUAAUAUGUCAGCGUUAUUGUAAUACAAUGAAAGGAACAAAUGCAAUUCUCUGGACCUGUUUGGGCCUCAGCUUGAUCGUUUCUUUGACAGUUUUCGUGUUGAUGUUCUUGCUCAGGAAGAUGAGCUCCGAGCCAUUAAAGGACGAAUUUAAAAACACAGGACCGGCUCUCCAGAAGGAUGCGAAUGCAGACCUGUAUGAGAGCGACGAUGGCAGGACUGGUGCGGAAACUCUUCUUUCGAGAGGCCUCGGGUACACAGUGGAAGAAUGUACGUGUGAAGACUGUGUCAGGAGCAAACCAAAGGUCGAUUCUGACCAUUUCUUUCCACUCCCAGCCAUGGAGGAAGGUGCAACCAUUCUUGUCACCACAAAAACAAACGACUACUGCAACAGCCUGCUAGCUGCCUCGAGUGUCACGGGGAUGGAGAAAUCAGUUUUCCCAGCUAAUUAACCAUUUCGAUGGUAUAGAGCUACUUGGAAAAUCUUUUGUCAGAAGAAAAGGAUGAUGUAUCGGAUCUUUUUAGGAUGAUUGUACUUAUCAGUGGAUGAUAUGGCUUUUUGUUCUCUAAUUCUGGAAAAUCUUUGUUAGAUAUAUUUUUCUACCUUACUGUUGGGAGCUUAGCUGUGGAAACUUCCUUGGUUUCAUGAUUAAAUUGACUCACUGAAAAAAAAAAGCACUGCAAUGUGUAGAUUCCAUAGUCACACAUUUCUGUGGCUAGACCACUUCUCUCCUAUACAUGUACACAUACAUUUCAUGACAGACUGGAUUUCUUUUUAUUGUUAAAGGAAAGCAAGGUUAUCCUAUGUACUUUCUAACUACAGGAGAAGCCUAGAGCCAGCCACACUAAUUCA
Delphinapterus leucas (beluga whale) is the source of this 1130-nucleotide messenger RNA. It is a transcript of the gene TNFRSF17, whose product is annotated as TNF receptor superfamily member 17. Gene Ontology annotation, molecular function: signaling receptor activity. The record is from RefSeq and is a predicted model, not a curated record. Lineage: Eukaryota; Metazoa; Chordata; Mammalia; Artiodactyla; Monodontidae. Gene Ontology annotation, biological process: tumor necrosis factor-mediated signaling pathway.